Messenger RNA from Arachis stenosperma, 711 nucleotides. RefSeq lists its product as uncharacterized. NCBI's taxonomy places the organism in Eukaryota, Viridiplantae, Streptophyta, Magnoliopsida, Fabales, Fabaceae. Bases 1 to 711 code for a protein of 236 amino acids. The record is from RefSeq and is a predicted model, not a curated record. The transcript has a single exon.
AUGCGGAAUGUGAUGCCAGGUUUAGUAGGUGAGACUCAGAGUGCUUUUGUGCAAGUCAGAAAAAUUCAUGAUGGGGCUUUGAUAGCCUGUGAAACUAUGCAGUGGCUAAAGUCAAGAAAAAGGAUCUCAGCGAUAAUUAAGCUGGAUUUUCAAAAGGCUUAUGAUAGGGUCAAAUGGAGUUUUGUGGAUAUAGUCUUGCAGAAGAUGGGCUUUGGCCAUAGGUGGCAGGGGUGGAUCAAGGAGCGUGUCUGCUCUGUGUCUAUGUCAGUUCUUAUAAAUGGGUCCCCCUCUAAGCCCUUCAAAAUGGAAAGGGGUUUACGACAAGGAUAUUCUUUAUCUCUCUUUCUGUUUGUGCUUGUUGUUGAUGUUCUUCAUAGAAUGAUAGGGGAGGCGGUGAGGAAUGGGUGCAUCUCUUUGCUGCUUGUUGGACGAGAUAACAUCGAGUUGUUGUACUUGCAGUUCACAGAUGAUACUAUACUUUUCUAUCCUCCAAAGGAAGAGACUAUCAGGAAUUACAAGCGUCUACUGCGCUGCUUCGAGAUGAUGUCUGGGUUGAGUAUUAAUUUUGAGAAGUCCAGUUUUAUUCCGGUUAAUUGUGAUCAGCGUUGGGCACGUAAGAUGUGCCUUUUGCUGGGAUGUAAGGAGGCCAUUUUACCAGUCCGGUACCUUGGCAUCUCUCUGGAAGCAAAUUCGAGACUAGUUAAGACAUGA